AUUGCGAGUGUCAUGUGGAGUCUACUCCAAAGUGUCUGACAGUGGUUUAAUGUCAAAAGAACGUUCGGAUUUUGUAAGCUUCACAUAUUUAAUUGGUGACGUGAUUGUUUCUUAAGUUCCAUAAAAUGUUGCGUGUAAUAACGAGACAAGUAUUAUUACAGAGAGUAACAAUUAUCCCUUUACGGACAUUUAGUCAACACGGUGCUAGUCAAAGUAAUCAAUCAACUGUUGUUACAAAUGUGCAAGGUCUCAGUGAGAACAUUGUUAAAGUUCCGAAUACACCUGUAGGACCUGAUGCCUCCAAAGAUAAGGAGUACAAAAAUCCUGAAUACUUUUGCUAUCAUGUGGAUUCGUUUGGAGAAGCUGAAGUGGAACUAGCGAAAUUUAGGUUGCCAGCACCUUCUAAUAAGAGACCGUUCCUUAAAUAAAUUAAGAUCAAACUCCCUUCUCUCCUAGAAUGUAGAAUAUUAUUAAGAUCACAUACUGCCUGUGUAUAAAAAAUAAAAAUAUACGGAAGAAACAAGUAACGUCUUUAAAAACGUGAAUGUUUCUCCACAAAUUAUGAUCA
Messenger RNA from Pseudomyrmex gracilis, 568 nucleotides. RefSeq lists its product as uncharacterized. The record is from RefSeq and is a predicted model, not a curated record. The coding region runs from base 126 to 428 and encodes 100 amino acids. Lineage: Eukaryota; Metazoa; Arthropoda; Insecta; Hymenoptera; Formicidae. Gene Ontology annotation, cellular component: mitochondrion. The transcript is spliced from 3 exons.